Dama dama (fallow deer) is the source of this 1714-nucleotide messenger RNA. It is a transcript of the gene AMBN, whose product is annotated as ameloblastin. The coding region runs from base 50 to 1306 and encodes 418 amino acids. NCBI's taxonomy places the organism in Eukaryota, Metazoa, Chordata, Mammalia, Artiodactyla, Cervidae. Gene Ontology annotation, biological process: odontogenesis of dentin-containing tooth. The transcript is spliced from 11 exons. Gene Ontology annotation, molecular function: structural constituent of tooth enamel. The record is from RefSeq and is a predicted model, not a curated record.
AGACAGCUGCUGUAUCUUGAUCUUAUUGCCAAACCUUCAAACUAAGCCUAUGAUCCCACUUUUCAAAAUGAAGGACGUGAUACUGAUCCUGUGCCUCCUGAAACUGAGUUCUGCAGUGCCGGCAUUUCCUCAGCAACCUGGGAUACCAGGCAUGGCUAGUUUGAGCCUUGAGACAAUGAGACAGUUGGGAAGUCUGCAGGGAUUAAACAUGCUUUCUCAGUAUUCAAGAUUUGGCUUUGGGAAAUCAUUUAAUUCUUUGUGGAUGAAUGGUCUUCUCCCACCGCAUUCCUCCUUCCCAUGGAUGAGACCAAGGGAACAUGAAACUCAACAGUAUGAAUAUUCUUUGCCUGUGCAUCCCCCACCUCUCCCAUCGCAGCCAUCCCUGCAGCCUCAACAGCCAGGACAGAAACCUUUCCUCCAGCCCAACGUUGUCACCUCCAUCCAGAACGCAGUCCAGAAGGGCGUACCUCAGCCUCCGAUUUACCAGGGACAUCCGCCCUUGCAGCAAGCAGAGGGGCCAAUGGUUGAACAGCAGGUGGCGCCAUCAGAAAAGCCACCAGCGACCGAGCUACCAGAAAUGGAUUUUGCUGAUCCACAAGAUCCACCGAUAUUUCCAAUAGCCCAUUUGAUAUCUCGGGGACCAAUGCCACAAAAUAAACCAUCUCCACUUUACCCAGGAAUAUUUUACGUGACCUAUGGAGCAAAUCAACUGAACGCUCCUGCCAGACUUGGCAUCAUGAGCUCAGAAGAAAUGGGGGGAGGAAGAGGAGGCCCCGUGGCCUAUGGAGCCAUAUUCCCAGGAUUUGGAGGCAUGAGGCCCAGCCUUGGAGGGAUGCCCCAGAACCCAGACAUGGGUGGGGACUUUACUCUGGAGUUUGACUCCCCAGUCGCUGCAACCAAAGGCCCGGAGAAGGGAGAAGGAGGUGCACAAGACUCCCCUGUGCCGGAGGCCCACCUAGCCGAUCCAGAAAGCCCAGCUCUCCUUUCAGAGCUAGCACCUGGUACCCUCGGAGGGCUUCUUGCUAAUCCUGAGGGCAAUAUUCCCAGCCUGGCAAGGGGCCCUGCAGGGCGCGGAAGGGGAUUCCUUAGGGCAGUCACCCCAGCAGCUGCCGACCCACUGAUGACCCCUGGAUUAGCUGAGGUUUAUGAGACCUACGGUGCUGACGAGACCACAACUCUGGGUCUCCAGGAAGAAACGACCAUGGACUCCACAGCAACCCCUGACACUCAGCACACAUUGAUGCCAAGAAACAAGGCCCAGCAGCCCCAAAUCAAGCAUGAUGCGUGGCAUUUCCAAGAGCCCUGAGAGUCUGGAGAUAUCGGCUACUUUCUGUAUGCACAAGCUCCCCAGCUUUGUCCCCAUAGCAUAUCUGUUUGCGAAAACACUUAUUACCCUUCUGCAGCAAAGGCAUUAAAAGUGCUAAACACAUAUUAAUAAAUACAAGUGGCUAGAAAUAGUGUAGGUCCCCUUCUUGCUUUCAUUCUCUUAUUGAAAUAAAAUGUGCCGCCUGUCUCUGUGAUUUAGAAAUACUAUUAAUAACAUCAGAGCAAGUCAAAGGGUCUCCGCAUUUGAAAAUCACUGUUUCUUAGCUAUCUUGGCAUUACAGAAUUUCUCCUGCUAGCAUGACACUGUUAUAUCCAGGAAAUGUGACACUACUUUGGAAGUUUUUCUUUAAGCAAAGGCACAUAUUCUUAGAAUUAUAAGUUAUUUCAU